AUGGCAUCCACGCGGCCCAGUCUCGAGUUAGCUGGCAGUCUUCCGUUGAACGGGGACAAGACUCUCGAUGUACAGGCUGCGGAACGACUACUCAAUGCGCAGCCACGACCCUCGCCGACCAGGGAAGGAGAGGAACAGGCUUUAGAGUCUCAUGAAGUUAUAGAACUACAGGCGUUUAUUGAUAGGAAGGAGUGGAUAGAGGAGAAGAUAAAGAUUAUGGAGAAAAUGCCUCCUAUUGAAGUGUUUGCGGGUUUAGAUGCUGUUCGGUCCUCAGCUAUUGAAGUACCUGGCCUACCUUCUCGAGAGGAACUGAAGCAGUGGUUAAUCGACCACGACGCCAUUGAGAAAGAGACGGAAGUCUUUGACUCUGGUGAGAUGAAGAAGCUCAAGAAAUUCACGAAGGCUGCGGCGCAACGAAACCUAUCUCCCGAAGACACGGACCUCAUCGAAAUCACCCUCACGACUAUAUUUGACCUUGACCGACUACUGCACCUCCUACGUGAUCGGUCAGAGCACCUAGACCUACUCGAAAUUAGGAUAACCUGGGAAGAAUGCCGCGCCGCAGCUUGGUCCGAGAAGCAAAGCAUCCUACAAAGUGUACAGACGUUCCUCGAUACCCGUGCAAAGUGGUCGCCGUCGGUCUACGAGACACUGAACGCUUCUGAGGACCAGUCUUUCCACCCGAUCAUACGGCGAGGCUCUGUUGCGUCCAUCUCUUCAGCUGCUUCCGUGUCCUCCGAGAGCUCCGUCAACUCCGUCGGGUUUUCGCGAGGGGCGAGGUUCAAGCUAUCGGAGCAACUCGCGAGAGAGGCGUCACAUUUCAAUGCCAGAAUAUCGGCCCUCAGGCAUGGGAAGAUUGCGGCUGCAGGCAAGGCUCUCGACAAGCUUAUCGACUCGAGCCGGCGCCCGGUCCCAGAUGAGCUCCUGGACGAACAAGAUCGAUUAGAGGAGAAGGCCCUCAACGAUUUGGAACAAGUGGGAAAGUUCGCUUUGAAUGUUGUAGCGCAGUGGAGAAAGGCUGAUGAGUUGUAUGUUGAAACCAUGAAGGACAAGGCGUCAGCUCAGACGCUGAUCGAAGAAGUGGAGACAGCAAAACUUCACCUUCCAAACGCCGCGCAGAGCCUGUCCUUCGAGACUCGGAUUGACAAACUUAAGAGGCGCAUUGCUUUACGCGACGCCCCUGAUUCUUCGAAGAGCACCUUCCCGUGUCCAGUCAAUCCAUUAUUCUCCGGGCAAAAGGCCUACAACGAAUUUCUUGUUCAGACGAUUUCUCAGGACGUUCACUCUGUCUCAGAACUGGUUCGAUCCGCGAACUCGCUCGUACAGGAAUACAGCACAAAGGCUCAAGUUGUUGGCCAAGCGGAAGCUCUGGUGAAAGCGUCCGAGGACUGUCGCACGUCUUUAGCUACGAUCAUUAAUCAACUACAACACGGCAUACCAGCAAGCGGCGACGAUGGCACCUUCCCUUCUCUCUCCUCCAAGGCUUCUCUACAACCAGCUAGUCAUUCGGCGUUCCUGGCGCUUCUACCUUCUCUCCUAGAACAAUUAGACCAAGGGUUGGGACGAACAAGUCGUAUACUAGAUGAUUGGUCGAUAUUGUCUAUACAACUGGAUCAACACGGUAUCCAUAGUGGGUUCAAGACCACCGUAGCCGAUCGCCUGCAGGAGCUCUCCGACCUUCGAGAACGAGGCCGAACAGCAGGUACGAAAGCGGAUGAAACAACGCGACAACUACGGCAAGUGCGGCAGGUUUGCUCGACUAUGGCCUCGCUGUCGAACAACUUGGAAGCCUUACAACAUCAGGUCAUCCAAGACAUCGAGGAGCACAAAUGGCGUAGAUUAAAUGUUCACGAAGCGCCCAUCACACCACCAACACCAACGAAUGCUUCGCUGACUCCAACGUCACCCUCAAAUUUCGCUGACCAGGUGCAAAACGCUCGUGAGCGACAUGCCGAUGAGGUCGAAGUCCCAUUGAGGUCCCUGUCCUCGUAUCUGGCUGGGUCCUUAUCCGAGCAUGUCAACAGCGAAGUACAGCGCAUACAGAGACUCCUCAACAACUCUUCACAGCUUAUUGCUCUAUCAGAGAACGUGGAGUUUCAAGCAACAGCGAUGCGCUCUAUAUGUGACGAGGCAGACUCUAUAUUACUUCAGAUUGAAGAACUUUCUGCUCAACAAACCGCCCGCAUCCUUCAUAUUCUAGAGGAGACUCCUUCGCAAGAAACUACUUCCGACGACGAACUGGAGAAAAUCAUUAGUCUCUUGGAAGGCCGUCUUAGGUCCUUCAAAGAGAGCUUGGUCGCUAGAGUUCCUUUUGUGUCUCAACAGAGUUGUGCAGACGCGUCAGCAUUCGAUUCGAGUGCUCUCGACGCUGUCGUCAGAGCCGAUUGCAACUCGUACACUAUGCGAUUGAGCGGCAGCAUGGAGUCCCUCCGACAGAAGAGUAUACAGGUCGACCUUGCGCGUAUGGCGAGGAAUGUAGACGCUGCGCUUGCUGCGAUUUCCGACGACAUCAAUACCCUCACCCAGGAGCUUUCACGCUUGAAAGGCUCGCUUCCCCCUAAUCCUCCCGAUGGCAACACCAUGGCGUCUCUACAAGAUCUCAUCCAUCAGAUAGACGCCAUAUCUCAAGACAGACCUUCUUCAAUAUUCCGGUCCUUCUCUCCCAUACAAGAACUUCUCCGUCAGAUCGACUCUACACCCGCGAUUCGAGAUCCCAUUGUUUACCAGAAGAUCUACUUAUCUCGACGCAGAGCGGUUGAUGACGCGGAGUUGCGCUUCACGUCGUGGAGAGAAGGUGCUGAAACCUUCCGUCAGACCCUUUUGCGCACUCAAGCAGUCGAGGCCAAGAGGCUUGACUUGGAACGUCUUGAGGAGGAGAGGAAGGAAAAGGAGCGUCUUGAGCAGUUAAGACUCGCCGAAGACAGCCGCUUGCAAGCGGAGAGGGAGAAGGCUUCAAACGAAGCUGCAGAGAAGGAGAGACAGCGUCGGGAAAAGCAGGAAGAAGAGGAACGAUUGCAGCUGGCGGAGGCGCGGCGUGUCUUGCAACGAGAACGCGAACGGUUCGCUGCUGAUUCUGUAAAGAACCACCUCUUGGAGCAGCAACAUCUCGCCACAAUUGAACGACUUCAAAUAGAGGAAGCUCGUCUCCGAGAUGAACAUGCUCGACAAGUGGCAGAAGGACGACUUGCGGUUGAACAGGUUGAACAACAUCGGCUGGAGCAUGAACGGAAGGUCUCGGACCAGAUCAGAAAGAUCGAGGCAGAGCUGCAGGCUGAAGAAGGCCGCCUACGCUCUGAAAAAGCUAGGAUUGCGGAAGAAAUGGCCCAACUCCAACAAGAAAAAGGGAAAGCGCCUCAGAGAUCCUCACCUCAAGACGACCACUCAGAUGAUGUGUUUGGCCCAAGCGCCAUCAGUCAAAGGCCGAGUGCUGAAGAUAGCAUUCUUCAGCUCAAGAUCAGCAAUUUGAGGAAACGAUUACGCUCUCUUAGUAUAGGCAAGAUCGCGUUCCCUAGUUCUGAUACUGCCGCACUUCCCUCUUCGGACCUAAUCAAGAAGUUAAACAAAGACUUCUCCUCGAUUUGCCAGGAGGCCGAGCAAUUACCCGACUCCGUCGAUAACCCUUCUGUCAACCUGGACCUUAUUUCUCUGAAGGCAGAUAUCGUCGCGACUACCGAACUCAUGCAGAAGGUGCAGCACCUCAACUCUUUGGUGUCCAUCAUCCAGAAGUGCGAUACGACCUUGAGUGAUCUGCUGGAACAUAUCGACAGUUAUCCCGCCCCGCCGCUGGGCAUUCUGGCCUCAGAUUACCGACCGCCAAUGGAUAUACCACCCGAAGCUCAGCUCAACGCUCGUCUUUCUUUCACUCGCACCGUCGUUGGUAGCCUUGAUGACGCCAUACAAAGCGUCGGACGCGAUCCUCGUGCUUCGGCUGAGCAGCAGCGGGUGAUGCAAACGUGGAACGAACUCGAGGAAAUGGCUAAGGACCGCCUGCAAGGGCGCAAAUCUCGACCUCCAAGUGUCACCAGUGUGACGCAAGGAAGCUCUGGCCGCGAUAGCCGAUCCUCUGCUAGUACCCUCGCACAAUCAAAACCUUCACGGAAACCUGGUAGCUAUGCCGGUUUAUCAGCUGGGGCUGGUCCUUCAAAAGGAAGAUUCCUCAGCCCCGCUUUGCCGUCAACCAGACGUGCCGUUUCAGGCGGCUCUUCUGACUCUAUCAGUCGUUCGUCGAGUCGUCUGUCAUCUGUGUCAACCAAUCGUUCAGUAUCAGGGACCCACAGCUCGUUAUAUGCGCCUACGUUUGCCUCUCGCCAACGGACUAAUAGCCUUUCAACAUCCACCACGACGCCUACCAACCGAUCCACAGGGAUCACUCAACGGGUUCGAGCGCAAACUGGUCAAACUAGUCGCACCGCUUCGCCCGUUAUCUCUGAAUUAUCACAAUCUGUGCGAACCUCUCGAAGUGGAAUAGGGACAUGGUCGCGGGCUCCAAGACUUUCGUUAUCCAAGACGCCCACUCCUCAACCUAAGAAACCUAUACCCGGACCAAAGAAAGCUUACAUUCCGGAUCCAAAGAGCAAGCUCGAUGUUGCAAUCGGCGAUGUUGUUAACAACCUCCCCGUGAACAUCAGCAUCGAGGGUGUUGCAGAGACCUGGAAGGAUCAGAGCGGGAAGUAUUGGAUUGGAGACCAAGAUCCCAAGCUCUGUUUCUGCAGGAUUCUUCGUUCGCACACGGUGAUGGUUCGUGUAGGGGGAGGAUGGGCGGAAUUGUCGAAGUUCAUUAGAGAUCACUGUGCGGAAAGCUUCCGGCUCAUGCCCGAGUCUCCUCCCCGGCCAGGUGCAGGAGAAGAGAAAUGGAUAAACUCAGCAUCGUUACUCGAAGCCGCAGAGGUCACCUCCCCCCCGUUGCCUCCUCGUACCCCAGAACCCAGGUUCCCUUUCGUCCCAACAUUCGCUCUUUCAACUCCAACCAGCAAGAGCCCGCAGUCGGUCAAGUCAUCGCCUUCAGCUAAAGGUUCACCAUUGACUCCACUACAAUUCAUUCGUCGGGCCGAACCCGAUGCACCACUGUUGAGGCCAAUGACCCCAUCAAAAUUAUCAUCACUAUCAUCGAGCCGCGCAAAACGAUCUAUGCCCCCGACGCCCGCCCGUCACGCCGUCUGGAGACCUUAA
Messenger RNA from Pleurotus ostreatus (oyster mushroom), 5169 nucleotides. RefSeq lists its product as uncharacterized. The coding region runs from base 1 to 5169 and encodes 1722 amino acids. NCBI's taxonomy places the organism in Eukaryota, Fungi, Basidiomycota, Agaricomycetes, Agaricales, Pleurotaceae. Gene Ontology annotation, molecular function: microtubule binding. The transcript is spliced from 6 exons. The record is from RefSeq and is a predicted model, not a curated record.